AUGCAGUUGAAGAAGCUUCAAUACCUUCAGAACACUGCCGCCAGAAUUGUUACUCAGACUCGUAAAUUUGAUCACAUUACGCCUGUCUUAUUUGACCUUCACCGGCUUCCGGUUAGUUGUCGUAUCGUUUUUAAAAUUCUUUUGCGAGUUUUCAAAUCACUUAACAACCUUUUCCCUACCUAUCUGGCGAACAGAAUGAGUUAUCAAUCGCAUUCCAGGGACUUGCGGUCCGCAUCUAAGCAGCUGUUAGACCAACGUCGAUCAAUCACGAAAACUUACGGGGACAAGGCUUUUUCAGUGUGUGCCCAUAAACUGUGGAAUUCACUACCAUUAGAUUUGCGUAAGUCACCAUCUUUAACUGGUUUUAAGAAAGAAUUGAAAACAUAUCUUUUU
Molecule: messenger RNA, 393 nt
Organism: Porites evermanni
Lineage: Eukaryota; Metazoa; Cnidaria; Anthozoa; Scleractinia; Poritidae
Source: the annotation of a GenBank genome assembly